AAUCUCGUGACUAAAAAUAAAUCAAUGGACGUUCGUUCAACCUUUGUGUUGUUGUUUACUGAAUUAAUACUGGUAAAAUACGCUGUUCGGUACUCCGAUCAAAAUUAUUUCAGUCUCUAUAGAUGUGGAUCUGGAUGACUGAGGACCUUUGGUAACCUUGGUGUCAUCAUGGCCAGUUCGUCAGGGAAUGCAGUCAACGUUUCUUCAGAUCCUGUGGCAAGGCUUGCCGAUUUCCUCAGACGGGGCAAGUCUGACAUUAAGGUAUUGACGGGUAAGAGCAAGCUGUCCCUGACGACCGUCUAUCUUUCCAUACUGAACCGAUGCUUCGCUACAACUCAUCCCACUGAUGACUCGACGGAGGUAGUGGAUGGUGGAAAAAAAUAUGAUGCAGAGUCCGUUAAAUAUCUAAGAGAUGUUCUCCACAGGACAUUAGGUUUAAAGUUACUACACGAGAAUGCUACUUUGAAAGGUGCUGUGGAUGUAUCACGUUUUCAUGCGUUGACGGUCCUAGAGGUCAAGCGAGUACCCGUCCAUUUUUUGGUUGGUCUAGGCUCUCUCCGAUCCCAGCUCAGGGUGCUGAUAUGUUCCAGAUGUGUCCAUUCACUUCAGAUGCUGUUGGUAGGAUGCGGUGGAGAUAAAGCAGACGAACAAGACUGGCCUGUAUUACACACCCUUAACCUCAGUCAUAACUACAUUGAUGCCCUGGAUGAGUCAUUGCGUUUCCUUCCUGCCUUGAAAGCACUGGACCUAAGCCAUAAUAAUAUCAGACACACAAGAGAUUACUUUGAGAGUCUUCCAGAGAUCAUCCAUCUAAACUUGAGUUACAACCAGCUAUGGAGGGUACCUUCGCUGGGAGAGUUCAUUCCAUCUCAUCUACAGACCUUGAUCCUUCGAGGUAACAACAUUGAAAGCCUUUCUGGUGUGGAGUACCUGGAGGACCUAGGAACCCUGGAUCUUGCCAAGAACGCAAUCUUUGACUCCUCGGAACUCUUCUCUUUGGGUUACCUGCAUAGGCUAAGGAAGAUGCACUUUGAUGGAAAUCCAUUCACCUUCCAAAGCAAAUGGCGGUUGAUGAUUGCAAAAUACCUACCACCAGAGGCAGCACAGUUAGUUACCUUUAUUGAUGAGGUUCCUUUGACCAGAGCAGAGAUACAGCUUGUACCCAGAAAGAGCACCGUAAGACCUAUGAGGCCGGAGUACCUCUCCGACAACUUCUCGGCUUCUCUCCGCUCCGACAUGUCAUACGAUAACCUGGAGGAAUCGGUAGACCCCGAGGGAGGUCAGAAAAGGAGGAAGCAAAGGGUCAAAAGGUUAUCAGCAAAGGUCAGGAAUGCAUCCAUCAGUGAGCAGUCAGAGGACCAGAAACAGAGAGCUAGGAAGCAGCUGUCAGAUACUGGUGUCAAAUCAUCCUCCAGCCCAAGGACCACACCAGGAACCGAUGCCAAGAAAGAGUUUGAGGAUAUUAGACAGAUGCACGGCAAAGACUGGCUCCUGGCCCUUCAUAACCCUUAUGAGCCACUCUCCAAACCUCCUGGACAUGUUAGACAGAGUACUGAACCACGGCGUAGUCCCACCGAUGCUAAACUGGGUGAUGUUAAUGACGAUGUUGGAUCAAGGACUAAUAUCCAGGUGGACGUCCAUCUUGAACAAGAGGGGUAUUCAGCUGGGCGUGGCCCUCCGAUGGUGGUGGUGGAGGAGGCGGUAGAGAGAACAUCCAUGCCAAAUGAAGAAAGCACCAGGGUGAAUCCUGUAGAUGGGGUCAGAGGUCAGGUCAACGGUCAUGUCAAAGGUCAGGAAGAUGAAGGUGUGAAGCAACUAUCAAGGGAAUCCUCGGAGCAGAUUGACCUGUUGAUGAGACAGGAAUCCCAGCUCCAGGUUAGAAUCAAAGAUGGUGACUUGAAAGAAGAAGAGGACGAUGAUAAAGAGGAGGAAGAUGAUGGCAUUGACCUGUGUGGCCCAUUGCUGAUCAGACUGAACAAAUCUGAACCACCAGUUCAACUCUUCGUCACCAUCAAGGAAGCGUUUAUUGAAGAGAAAAACCUUUACGGCAAGGUUGUUCAGAGACUGGAAACAAAGAGUCUAAUAGGAAUGACGAUGUCAAUAGAAGAAAUGCUUGAUGAAUUCAGCAAUGCUCCUGUAGAGCUUCCCGUAGUGAAGCUGUCCUUUGACUAUAUCAACAAGGAACGUCGUAAGAGAGAUUAUGUCAUGGAGGAUAUGAACACCUGUGAAGCCCUGAUUAAAGUCCUGGAACCAAUCAUAGUCCAGAACGAGGCAAGUAAGACCAGGAUCUUCUUACAGUGUCUGAAGUGUAUGAUGACAUUCCCAAAGGAACAGGCUAAGAAAAAAGUUGAGAAGAAGCCGAAGAAGUCUGGGACGUGGACCUCUGAGGAAGAGAGCGGGAGUGAUUUUGAGUCGGUCAGUGAAGUAUUGACCUGUCCAAGCUGUGGUAGUAACCUUCUGCUAGAGGUCGAUGACCCUAGAAGGUCAGAGGUCAACACACCUGUAGGGUCAGUGGCAUCGGUUGACAUGGCAGCAAUGCCUAUGGCUGCAUCAUCACCAUGGAAACAAAAAAGAGAAGCAGAUACCAUUGUGGUAAGCCCUUCCAACAAACCCAGCAAUUUGAUAGACCCGUCAGUCGACAUUUUCUCCUCCAACUCCUCUGAUCUCAGCUACACCAAGAGUGCCUCGUCCACCCCUUCCCAGCUCUCACCAAAGAAAGACCGGACCAAGAUGAACCUUAGUCCAGCCCAUGGUCCAAGAGGACAGGCCAUUAGAGAUCUGAUGCCAUCACCAUCCAAAGACGGCUCAUUGACCUCGUCGCUGUCAUCACAACAUAGUGGGACAAGUUCAGAUUUUAGGUUACCCGAUCCAAGCAUCAAAAUGGAAGUAACUGAAAGUAGUCCAGUGGAAGAGCUAGUCAACUACACGAGAGAGAAACUCACAGAGCUACUUACCACCAACAAGAAAGGUUUCAGGCAAAGCACUGAACAACCAAGCAGUACUUCCCAAAGGUACUCUCUCUGUCCCACUGAUGGUGGGAGUGUAUCUAGCAUGGAUGCCUCGGGACCUACCACCCCUGUCCAACAAAUCAUAACCAACCCCUUUGACUCACAAUUCAAGAACUCUGCCACCAAGAUUGGCCCCUCAAGGACAUCACCAUCCCAGCUCCUCAACGGCAGUGCUAACAUACCUGCUGAUGAGUCCGAUGGAGGAGGUGUCGUCGGCGCGUCCGAUGAGAGCGAGGUUAGGACUAACGGAGGAAGUGAUGAUGUAUUCAACCCCAGGGUUGAUCAUAGAUACAGUGAGGAUGAUAUCGUGGUGUUGCAGAACCCGGAAGCAGCAGCGUCCAGUCAUAACAUGGAAUAUAGGAAUGUCUUUCACCUACAAGAUGGGCAACAUCAAGACAAGGACUCCGUCUCCGUGGAUGCCAUCAGCGUCGGGCGCUUGGACAGCAAUGAGAGUGACAUUGCCGUGAUAAGUGAAACGGACGCUCAAAGCAGUAACAGCGCGCUCGCGUUGCUCAGGAACUCAAGCCUUGGGAAUAUCAGUGCGACAUCAGAUACUGUGUUUGAAAACAAUCACCAUGGAAAUGUGAGCAAUGAGAGUAGUGAAAGUCCUGCUCAGCAACGGCAGCAGACUUCAUCAUCUGAUGAUCACAGGGGCUUGCUGAGCUCCAAUGAGCAUGACGUUAUCUAUAAAUCAAACUCUGGAGCUGAGAGUGCAUCCGAGGUCAAUGGAGGUGGACAGUGGAAUGUUGGUGGUGCCCACCAACCUGUAAUCAAAAGAACGGUCCAGUCUUCACCGUCUCAUUCUAUUAACUCAGCAGAGACAUCCAUGUUAUCAAUGGCUGAGGAGGAUUGCUGUAGAGUAGAUCACCGUCUAAAGCUCUUCUUCUCCAUGUCUGUCUUUGGCAAUGAGGAAGAAUUCACUUGUCUAUUAAAGGGCACUGUGUUUCAGUUGAGCAAGAAGCAACAUUUUGAUGGUGUGGUGGUUGUAUCAACAGAUAGUAUCUACCUCAUGAAGAUCACAAAAGAAGAAAGUGAGAACCCAUCUGAUUGGCUGGUUAAGAGAACGCAGCAUCCAAUCAAGGACCUUGUUAGAAUACAUGUCGGUCUUGGAAGUCAGAGUGUGCAGUUUGAAUUCUGCUCCGAUGGGAUUCUCUACACCGUUGUGAUCGGAGACAAGAAGAGAAUUAGACAGUUUGCUGCAGUUUUGAUGAAUUUAAUCAGUACAAGUGCAUGGAAGAAAAAAUUUAAAGGUGUUGUAUGGGAGCAUGCCCAGACGUUUCUCAACCUUACCGAUGAGGUGUUUGUCCCCCAGGCUACAGGGGAUACAAGCUAUGAGGUAGACCCUCAGAUCACUGUCUUCAUCACGUCACAACUCAAGACAAGACUAGAAACGAAACAAGGUACAGAGAUGAGAGUAGAGCCACUAGGUAUCGUAGUAACCGCUACUGAUAUCUACCUGGUCGAAGAGAACCACUUCUAUCCCUUAGCUCUGGGGAAGAACAAGAAGAGUGUCAAGGGUCAACAUCAGUUCGUCCCAAAGGGUCAUCGCAAGAUCAGUGAUAUCUCAGGACUGGAGUUGUACGGUGACUCUCCAACUGAUGUGACGAUUUCAUUCUUUAGUGAGGACACUGGUGAGGAAUCUCAGUGGAACAUCAGUACAUCAUCAGAUGCAUCGCUGGAUCAACUUAUAACAGCCAUCAAGCAACCUUGGAAAGAGAUGUUUGGUGUUAACAUUCAAGAAACUCUUCAUCCCUCUAUCGCUAUCCAGGAUUUGACGUGAAGUCUCCAUGGAAACGGUCAAAGAGAUAUUAACCAUCAUCAUACUGACCACCCAAACUUCAUCAAUAUCAGCUAUGCCAGAUGUCCAAUCCAUCAAUUUAUUAUUUAUUCCUUAUUUUUAAUUUACCUUAUAAGGUAAUAAAGAUAUUGUUUGUAUUUUUCUAUAAUUUUCUGUCAUCUGAUUGGAGGAAGAGGAAGAUGGAGUUUUGGUAACAAUCUGUUAAGAAGGAGCACCUGUCUGUAAGGACCACAGAUUUGGUUCCCUUAAAUAUAAUGCCCUAAAGUGAGAGAACCUGCUCAUGAAGACCGCUUUUCUUGUCUCUCUUGGAUAGUGUUUAUAUAUAUAAUUAUAUACGUAUAUAAGAAUCAAAAUUAGGAAUAUAAAUAUAUAAAGAAAUUAAAAUCAUAGAUUAUAAAAGAAAACGGAGCAUAGCUUUAAAAAAUGAAAGGUAAAGUCACAUAUAUAACUAUACUUUAUAUUUCUAUCUUUCCCACAAUUCAGGUUAGUAAACACCAUGUAUUUUUAAUCAUUCAAGGAGAUAAGAAUAAUAGUUUUGGAUGACAGGUUUUCUUGUUCUACAGGUUUUCAUUUUGAGAUUUUUUUUUAUAAGCAACCAUAUUCAAGGAAAACUACUAAUGCAGCCUUAAUAGACGGAUGAGCCUUUAUACAAACAGAUGGGCACUUAUAAUGCAAUAUUUUGGAUGAUCCAUAAAUGCCCUUUUCUUUGUUAGGCGUUCAUGGUUUCCUUUCUAGUUAUGUAUUAUUUGAAGAAGUAUGUGCAUUUCAAGAAAUGUCUUAUUAUAUGAAGAGCUCUGUUUGAAAAGGUACUACAUUUAUGCUUUUGAAGAAAAUUGAGCUAUUAAUUUAUUGAUAUCAAAAUAUGAAUCUCUCUUUACAUAUAAGUUUCUACCCAAACUUUGAAAGCAAUUAGAUAUAGAAAACUUUUGUACUGUCUUUUCACAGCCAGUUGUUUUGAUAGGAAUAUUGUAAACUUCAAUAUUUUGCUGAAAAUAACAGUUGUAUUACUUUCUAGCAUAUGGUGAUAAGGAAUAAGCCAUUCAAAAGUUUAUUUCAAAACCUUUCAAGGAAAUAAAUGCACUGUUCUUCUUUUUAUUGUCCUAUGCAAACUGCUGAUAUAUUUCUACUUUGCAUUUUAAUUCCUUUAUUUAACUUUGAUAUUUUACUUGAUUAAAAAACUGCUUUAUGCUCUGACAUUUACUAAAUAUUAAAUUCUACUUCUGACAGAGACUGGGAAAUGGUAAAUGAAUUAAAGAAUAAACGACCUUAGAUUAACAUUUAUUUUGUUCAGAAAAAUCAAUUAAUUCAGUUAAAAAGUAAUUAAUUAAGUCAAAGGAAUUUUCCAUCCAAUUAUUGUGCAAAGCUGUUGUAUAGCGAAUUAGCAAUGUGAAGUCUUACAUCACUGAUUUUUCAGUGAAUAUUCUUCAGUGCGAGCCUAGUUUUGUUCCAAAUAAUAUAUUUUUGGUUGAGGUUGGAACAUUUUAAAAUGUGGUCUGUUAAUAUUUCAAUGCUCAUGCUAACUUUCAUAUCUUGUCAGCACUGUAAUGAACCUUAGAUGUUGCAUUUUACCCCAUGAAAUAUGUUGCAACAAAUUACAUAAUUUAUUAUAUUUAAUUUAUUUUCAUAUGUAAAAUAUGAUGCUGAAUGGGAAAUUAUCACCACAGAAAAAAGAUGUAUUUUUUAAUGUUUAUUUACAUGUAUGAUACUCAAGCUAUCUGCCCAUCUAAUGGGAAAAUCUGGAAGAACUCUUUAAGUGUUUGGGCCCUCGAGGAUAAGAAAAUAAUGAUAAAUGUUGAAGAUCGAUGAUGUACUAUAUUUUAUGUUGGAUAAGAGAAAAUGUGAUGUAAAUAUCUUCUAAAAUCACAGAGAUUCUAUUUAUUUUUUAGUAUGUUUGUUGUGUACUCUAGUGUUAAAAAUGUAAGGUCACUUGAUUUAAUGUUGAAGAAAACAUUGUCCAGGUGUUGUUAUUGUUUUUUUUAUGCCAGCCUUACAUUUUAUUGUAUUGAAAAUUUACUUUAUUUGAUGGAAAAUUAUGAGCAAAAACUGUGCAGUGAAGAACCUACUUAGGGGGGGGGGGCAGAAAAAAAAGAUAAAUGCUGCUGGAAAACAGCAUUGCAAUAGAAAAUACAUGACUCUGUCUUAAAUUUCUUUUUGUGCACAUUAUUGAUACAAGUUUACAGCAAAGUAUUUCUUUGAAGUUAUUUGCCCUAGGGAUGACAUUUUAUUCAGGCUAUGCAAUAUAUUUUCACCUAUUUUCAUUAUUUUCAUCAUUGUUUAAAUUACUAUUUAUUUACUGUACCUGUACAGAAUUAAAAAAAAACUGAAAUAAUCAAAUUAUACUGUGCAGGGGACUAAUUUUUGUAUUUAUCUUAUUUAGUAUUGACUCUUUAUGAAACAUUUUUAGUUCAAAGUGACAUUGAUCUUGAGGGAUUGUAAUUCAAUGAAACAAAAUCAUUAGAUUUAAGAGUAUAUGUAUGUUGCAUAUUAUGUUGUUUUUUACACAGAUAUUAGCACAUUCCAGUUCAAUGAUGUCAUGUGAAAAGCAUUACAAUAAAUGAUUUAGAAUGUUCUAAGAAUUACAUGUUUCAUCUCAAUGGAAAAUAUUAAAUUUAUGUUAGAAAAUGCAUAUUCAGGAGAAAGGAAAAUUUUCACCUUCUUUCAUCUUACUUUUUGUUGAUGAUUGUUGUGUAUAAAACAAUAUUCUGAAUCCUGUUUUUUUUAUUUCUUUCUCUAUCUUGUUUUCAAGAUUGCAUAUUUAUUGGUGUAAUAUUUACUGAUUUCAAACGUUUUAUACAUUAUUACCCUCAAAGAAAACAGUUAAAGAAAAAAAAAAGUUGCUAAAGAUUGGGUUAUAUUGUACUAGACAUAAGUUAAUGAAUUUUGAAAUCUGAAAUCAAUAUAGCUUUAAACACUAACUUAAAGGUCAAGUCCACCCCAGAAAAAUGUUGAUUUGAAUAAAUAGAGAAAAAUUUAACCAUCAUAAUGCUAGAAAUUUCAUCAAAAUUGGAUGUAAAAAAAAGUUUUGACAUUUUAAAGUUUCGCUUGUUUUUCAUUAAACAGUUAUAUGCACAACUCAGAGACCUGCAAAUGAAAUAGUCGAUGAUGUCCCUCACUCAAUAUUUCUUCUUUUUUUAACAAUAUGAUAUUUCAUUUUUUUUACAGAUUUGAAAAUAAGGACCAACUUGACUGAACCAUAUAGCAUUAAAACAAUAUUAAUUCCACAUGUUCAGGGAGGAAUUAAUCGUCGUUUCACUUGACAAUGAGGAGAAAAUUAGAAUAUUUCUUUUUUCAUAUAAUAAAAUGCAAAAGAAAUAGUGAGUGGAUGAUGUCAUCAGUCUCCUCAUUUGCAUACCAACCAGGAUGUGCAUAUAACUGUUUUGUGAAAUUAAGUGAAACUUUAAAAUGUCAACUUUCUUAUUUCACAUCCGAUUUUGAUGAAAUCUUCAGUGUUGUGCUUGUCGGAUUUUUCUAUUUUCAUUCAAAUCAACUUUUUGUAGGGGUGGCCUUGACCUUUAAAAUCUUCAGUUUGUUGAAGUUCGCCACCCUCUGAUCAUUUUGCCAAUUUGAGAUUUGCACGGGUCUAGUGAUUUAAUAUUUGCAGAUAAUUUUUGUUUGUUAUUAUUUACCAGUCAGUGAACUGUUAAAUUUCCUUUUUAACAGGAAAUACCCAAAAUUUUUACAUCCCAUCAGAAUUCACCAAAUGCCCUGAAACCAAAGUUAACUGCAAGAAUAUAGUCAUAUGAUAAGAAGCAAGGGAAUCACAGGAAAAACUAUGAUCAAGGUAAUUGCUUGAAACUUUGCAUUGCCAAAUGAAUUGGCUUGCCACCAUAUAUAUUGAUGAUGUACACCUCAAUUUGUUUGUAAUACUUUAUGAUGUGCAAUUGCAACUGAUAUGUAUCUGUACUCGGUUUAAACAACAGGAAUAUGCAUGCUUGACUAGCAAAAAUGAAAUCUCUAUUCUGUAACAUACAAUGAAAUUUUGUUGAACACAGAACAAAUUUAGUUUUUUUUUUCAAUAAAAAUAUUUGAAGAUGCUAG
Messenger RNA from Lytechinus pictus (painted urchin), 8844 nucleotides. RefSeq names its product serine/threonine-protein kinase 11-interacting protein-like. Gene Ontology annotation, molecular function: protein binding. The transcript is spliced from 27 exons. NCBI's taxonomy places the organism in Eukaryota, Metazoa, Echinodermata, Echinoidea, Temnopleuroida, Toxopneustidae. Gene Ontology annotation, cellular component: cytoplasm. Bases 169 to 4788 code for a protein of 1539 amino acids. The record is from RefSeq and is a predicted model, not a curated record.